AUGGUAAGUGCUCUUUGCAUUUCUCUUGACCUGGAGGCAGAAAAGGAGGAGCUGGUCUUUGCCUUGGGGGGCUUGCAGUACCUGAGCAAAGCCCGGCUGGGACAGAAGCGGGAGGGGAACGCUUCCCGGCGGAGCAAGGACCAGCCCGCAGUGCUGGGAUGCUUCUCGCCGAGCACCGGCCAGCCGUGCCCACAACCGGACUUCGGCGGGGACCCGGGCUGCGCCUGCCCCUGGGCCGCCCCCGCCGGGGUUUCCAAGGAGACCUGGGCUGCCGUCUGCGCCGUGGAGCCGCCGCACAGCCAGGGCCGGCGGGAGGCUCGGCCGCCUGGUAAGUGCGCUCCCGCUGCCGCCGCCGUCGGGGGCUGGGCGAGGAUCGAGGAGCGGGCUAACCCCUCGAGUCUGCUCCCCGCAGGCCAAUUCUGCAGCCCACAGCUCGGUGCCCAGGACGCGGCGUGGCAGGGAGACCAGCUGUCCUCUCAGCUCUACCGAAACAAGCAGCUUCAGGAUACCUUGCUUCAGAAGGAAGAGGAACUUGCUAGGUUACACGAAGAAAAUAAUAACCUCCGACAAUACCUGAAUUCUGCCCUGAUUAAGUGCUUAGAAGAAAAAGCCAAGAAGCUGCUAUCCUGCCAUGGGCAAAAGAAUGGUGCUAUUCUCAAAACCACCAAGAGGAGAUUAAAGGAGGACCACUGCGUUGUUCCUCAAGAAACUCCUCAUGCUUCCAAAGCUAGAAGGAACCUCUUUAAUGAAUUCACUGCCUGUGAAGAGCAAGCCAGCCCUGCUAUAGACAGCUGGGUCUUGCAGACUUUAGGAUUAAAAGAUGUCAACACCAUUGAUGAAAAUUCAGCUAACUACAGUGCCCUGUCCUCAGACCUUGGAAAAGACACCUACAGCCUGAGCCCUGCCUGUGGGAUGCCUUAUCUGACUGGCAGCUUGUCACCCAACAAAACAGAAGUGGCCUUCACAACAUCUCUCAGUCCUCACCGCAAUGUGAGAACGCACACCUUCCACCAAGGACAGGCCUUUGUGCACAGGGGUGAUGAUGGAGGAUGGAGGUUCACCUGGGUGCCCAAGCAGGCUGAAUAAAGCACCUGGA
Dryobates pubescens (Downy woodpecker) is the source of this 1096-nucleotide messenger RNA. It is a transcript of the gene GMNC, whose product is annotated as geminin coiled-coil domain containing. Gene Ontology annotation, biological process: negative regulation of cell cycle; negative regulation of DNA replication. Gene Ontology annotation, cellular component: nucleus. The record is from RefSeq and is a predicted model, not a curated record. The coding region runs from base 1 to 1086 and encodes 361 amino acids. The transcript has 6 exons. Lineage: Eukaryota; Metazoa; Chordata; Aves; Piciformes; Picidae.